AUGGCCAUGGAGUUCACAUCCUCUGUCAAGGUCGAUUUUCCGAACGAGGACAUAUUGACCUAUGUGUUUGGCAACACUCUCUUCCAGGAGGAUGACCAAAUCUGGUUCAAUGCAGCCAACAUCAAAGAAUACAUUACCCUGCGUCAAGCUAGAUCCCUGACCGGGCGGAUUGGCAGGUACCUGCGGAACCUUGGUGUCGGCGAGAAUGGGCAAGGCAAAGAUUUCGUCCUGUGCUUUGUGGAAAAUCAGACACUUGUUGGACCGGCAUGUUUUGGGGUUCUGUGCGCCGGUGGCGUACACUCAGCCUGCCCAAUGUCCUCCACUGUCGCAGAAGUCGCUCGACAGAUAGGGCUCAGUAAGCCCAAAGUCAUGAUAUGCUCUGAGCUUACAAAAGACACUGCCCAGAAGGCACUGCAACAGGCUGGAAUGUCGAAAUCUGUCCACCUCCUGAUCAUGGACUCGAGCUCUUGUUACAUCAAGAGCACGAGGGACGGCUCUUCUCUACCGCACAAAGAACUGGCUUGGGAGCGAAUCACCGAUCCGAGCAUCUUGGACUCGACGACGGCACUCACUCUGUUCUCCAGCGGGACGACAGGCAUCCCAAAAGGUGUCCAGCUUACACACCGGAAUAUCGUGUCAAACCUUGUCCAGAUGAGAUAUAUCUUCGACCGAGUCGCAACUCCGCAGCAGAAGGCAACCAAGCGCCUCCGAAUGCCCGGCAUUAUCCAGAACUCUGCACCGGCCGGCAUCCUCGUGCACAGUAUGAUGGCGUUGCAAAGAGGCAUGCAAGUCUUCCUGGUGACCAAGUAUAACUUUGAUGAUCUGGUUCACAUGAUUCGCGAGUAUGAGCUAUCAGCACUUUUCCUAGUCCCUGCCGUCUUUCUGCGGAUAACACAGACUUUUCAAGCGCAGGACCUGCGGAACAUCAGGUGGGCAUUGAGCGGGGCUUCACCGCUGUCGCCAGACCUGCAGAGCAAGGUCAAUGCCAUGUUGCCCGGCGGUGUCAAUCUGAACGUCAACUGGGGCAUGACGGAAACCACCUGUGGUGCGACUCAACUAGAGCCUAACGAGAAGGAAAGUGAAGGUAGCGUUGGAAGAUUGUUGCCGGGUAUGAAACUGGCUAUCAUGGGAGCAGAUGGAAGGCAUCAGGGUCCAGAACAGUUGGGCGAGGUUUGCUUGAAAGGUCCCAAUAUCAUGAGAACGUACUUCGAGAAUCCGCAGGCAACCAAAGCGGCAUACGGAAAGGAUGGAUGGUUUCUGACAGGUGAUAUUGGCAUGAUGUCUGCGUCGGGCAAAUUGUUCAUCAAGGGACGAGCAAAGGAGCUGAUGAAGUACAAAGGCAAUCAAGUUUCCCCAACGGAACUUGAAGCUGUUAUUGGUGAGUGCCCUGGAGUCGCAGACGUCGGAGUCAUCAGCAUUCCAGACGGAGAAGGAAACGACCUACCGCGUGCCUACGUCGUUCGCAGCGAAAGCAACAAUUGCACGGUCAGCGCCGUGCAUGAAUUCGUGAACAAGCGGGUGAGCCGAUAUAAGCAGCUCCGUGGUGGCGUUGUGUUCAUCGCCGAGAUUCCGCGAAACACAAAUGGGAAGAUCAUGCGAGACGUGUUGAAGAAGAGAGCGAAUGCCGAAGUGAGUGGUAGUACUUCUCAGCCUAAGCUGUGA
Messenger RNA from Cyphellophora attinorum, 1662 nucleotides. Its product is annotated as putative acyl-coenzyme A synthetase. Gene Ontology annotation, biological process: secondary metabolic process. The transcript has 4 exons. Gene Ontology annotation, molecular function: CoA-ligase activity. The coding region runs from base 1 to 1662 and encodes 553 amino acids. Lineage: Eukaryota; Fungi; Ascomycota; Eurotiomycetes; Chaetothyriales; Cyphellophoraceae. The record is from RefSeq and is a predicted model, not a curated record.